Fusarium odoratissimum NRRL 54006 is the source of this 1141-nucleotide messenger RNA. RefSeq lists its product as uncharacterized. The coding region runs from base 78 to 983 and encodes 301 amino acids. The transcript has 3 exons. The record is from RefSeq and is a predicted model, not a curated record. NCBI's taxonomy places the organism in Eukaryota, Fungi, Ascomycota, Sordariomycetes, Hypocreales, Nectriaceae. Gene Ontology annotation, molecular function: hydrolase activity, acting on ester bonds.
CGUCGGUGGCUUUUUGCCGAGGUUAUCAACCCCAUCCCUUGAAAAAUCCCAAGCUACCAACUUCAUCUUCAUCAACCAUGAAAAUGUUCAGCGCUUUGCUGACAGGCCUUUACGGCAGCUUUUUGGCACAUGCGUAUCCCGUUGAUCACCCUGCCAAGUUUUCCAGGCUUAUCGUUUUUGGUGAUAGUUUCAGCGAUAACGGGAAUGGUUCUUGGGUCGUGAGCAAUGGGACUUGGCCUGUUGAUCCAGCAUACUACCACCACUCUUUCUCUAAUGGACCGAAAUGGAACGAUGUAGUGGCCAAGCAGCUGAAUCUUGAGCUCAUCAACCUCGCGACGGGUGGAGCGACUACGAACAAUGAUUUCGUCGCUGGAGGUACAGGUGCUGAGUCGACGAUUCCUGUGCCUUCAGCUGCCGAUCAAGUUCUGUCGUUUCUAUCUUGGGAUAAACCUCAGGCUGGUGAUAUCUUUGUUCAUUGGAUUGGUGCCAAUGAUAUUCUUUUCAACACAAGUAUUACUGGUGGGCAGAUCACAAGUUUGAUCAACGAGAACGUCAACAGAUUAUAUCAAGCCGGUGCAAAGACUAUCAUCUUAGCAAAUUAUCUCAACGCAACGACCUUUCCAGCAACAUAUAAUUCCUCAACCUACAACAUCCCCAGCGUGCAAGACUACGUCCCCGCCUUGACAAAGGGUCUCGAGCAGAUUGCAGCAGGAUACUCAGCAUACGCCAAAACCGCAGUGAUCGACGUACAGGAUCUAUUCAACGACAUGUUUUCGGAUCCCGAGGCGUACGGGUUCGAUGAAGACUAUGUUAAUCCUCCGACUGCCUGUCUCACGGGCGUUUAUACGAGCGAGGGUGUUCCACGACAUUUAUGCAGUGAUCCGGAGAAGCAUAUCUUCUUCGAUGAAUACCAUCCCGUUAAAGAGGUACAUGCUUUGGUAGCUAAGUUGUUUGUGGAGAGUAUUGAGGGGUUCUCGGCUUGAUCUUGUUGGUCAAGUGGUAGGGUAAGCGGACGCAAGAUUUAAAUUUAGGAUCUUUAUCCUAAGCGACAAAAGAGCUUGAGUAAACUUAUAGUAGUUUAGACGAGAUGGUUUAGGUAAACUCAGUCUAUAAGUAGUCUGAGAAAUGUUUCAUUGCUCUC